AAAUUCUGCAUGUUGUUGCAACACUAGGAAAUCACGUGACCAGCUUGCGUUUGAGAGCGCAUUCACAGCUGCUUGUAAAUAGAGGCUGUAAAUAUAACCAUAGCAAGUAAAAAUGAGUUUGGGUUCGCGCGCCACCAAGGGUGGUGCGAAAACCGGCGGGGGGAAGGAGGGGAAACACGCGCCGGACAAGAACAAGGCCACAGAUAAGAUACAGACAAAGGAGAAGAUCAAACCACAGGCCACAACUGAACAACUACGUAUGGCAAACAUGAUCGACCGUAAAAGUGAAGAUUCCACAGAUGUUCGCAGAAUGGUGUUGGAGUUAAUGGAGAUGACGCGUCGUACAGAGGAGGAGGUUUGUUCGGCACUGCAUGACUCCGACAACGAUUUGGUCGCGGCAUGUAAUCUACUGCUGGAGGACACGCAACGAAUACAGGGUGAAUGGCAGACCAAUGAAAAAAAAAAGAAAAAACCGGCGCCUGCACCCGGCAACGGCGAGCUAGAGCCGCGCUCGCCCCGCAGCCGCUCCGGGCCGCGCACGCGUACGUACUCUCAUACACCUCCCAUACAACUCACCCACCUCCCAUACCAUUCGCUAUCUAUCGCUAUCGCUUACUAUCAAGAUACUGAUUACUGCUUUCAGAUUGUCGGCGCGGCGACCUCCGAGAUACAACGGCGAGCUAGAGCCGCGCGGGGCGCGCGCGCGGCGGCGGCGGCGCUCCGGGCCGCGCACGCGGCGCGCUCAUACACCUCCCAUACAACUCACCGCGCGCGCGCCCGCACACACGGCGAGCUAGAGCCGCGGGCGGGCGGGCAGCGGCGCGCUCCGGGCCCGCGCAGGCGCGCCGUACUCUCAUACCCCUCCCAUACAACGCGCGCGCGCCUCCACACACAACGGCGAGCUACGGGGGGGCCGCGCUCGGGGGGCGGCGCGGGCCGGGGCCGCGCACGCGUACGUACUCUCAUACACCUCCCAUACCGCGCGCGCGCCCCGCACACCAUACAACGGCGAGCGGGAGCCGCGGGGGGCCCGGCGCGGCUCCGGGCCGCGCGCGCGCGCGCCGUACUCUCAUACACCUCCCGCGCGCGCGCCCGCACACACAUACAACGGCGGGCUAGGCGCGCUCGCCCCGCGGCGCGCUCCGGGCCGCGCAGGCGCGUACGUACUCUCAUACACCCCCCCCGCGCGCGCGCCCGCACACUCCCAUACAACGGCGGCGGGGAGCCGCGCUCGGGGCGGCCGCUCCGGGCCGCGCAGGCGCGCUCGCCCCGGGGCGGCCGGGCCGCGCACGCGUACGUACUCUCAGACACCUCCCAUACAACUCACCCACCUCCCAUACAACGGCGAGCUAGAGCCGCGCUCGCCCCGCAGCCGCUCCGGGCCGCGCACGCGUACGUACUCUCAUACACCUCCCAUACAACUCACCCACCUCCCAUACAACGGCGAGCUAGAGCCGCGCUCGCCCCGCAGCCGCUCCGGGCCGCGCACGCGUACGUACUCUCAUACACCUCCCAUACAACUCACCCACCUCCCAUACAACGGCGAGCUAGAGCCGCGCUCGCCCCGCAGCCGCUCCGGGCCGCGCACGCGUACGUACUCUCAUACACCUCCCAUACAACUCAUCCACCUCCCAUACAACGGCGAGCUAGAGCCACACGCCCCGCAGCCGGGGGGGCGGCCGCGCACGGGGUACUCUCACACACCUCCCAUACAGGCGCGCUCUUCCCCGCGCGCGCGUAUAUGCACACACAUGUUUUUUGUUCGGGGGCGCGGCGGGGGCGAGGGCACUCGGGGCCCGGGCGCGGGGGCAGGCGCGCGGCCCCGCCCGGGGGCGCGCGCGCGCCCGCACACACGGGCGGGGCGGGGGCGCGGCGCGCGGCGGCGGCGGCGCGGGCCGGGGCCGCGGGGGCAGGCGCGCCGGCCCGCCCCGCCCCCGGCCCGCGCGCGCGCCCGCACACACAGGUCAGUACGGGGGGGCGGCGGGGGCGGGGGCGGGGGGGCGGCGCGGGCCGGGGCCGCGGGGGCAGGCGCGCCGGCCCGCCCCGCCCCCGGCCCGCGCGCGCGCCCGCACACACAGGUCAGUACGGGGGGGCGGCGGGGGCGGGGGCGCGGGCCGGGGCCGCGGGGGCAGGCGCGCCGGCCCGCCCCGCCCCCGGCCCGCGCGCGCGCCCGCACACACAGGUCAGUACGGGGGGGCGGCGGGGGCGGGGGCGGGGGGGCGGCGCGGGCCGGGGCCGCGGGGGCAGGCGCGCCGGCCCGCCCCGCCCCCCGCCCGCGCGCGCGCCCGCACACACAGGUCAGUACGGGGGGGCGGCGGGGGCGGGGGCGGGGGGGCGGCGCGGGCCGGGGCCGCGGGGGCAGGCGCGCCGGCCCGCCCCGCCCCCGGCCCGCGCGCGCGCCCGCACACACAGGUCAGUACGGGGGGGCGGCGGGGGCGGGGGCGGGGGGGCGGCGCGGGCCGGGGCCGCGGGGGCAGGCGCGCCGGCCCGCCCCGCCCCCGGCCCGCGCGCGCGCCCGCACACACAGGGGGGCGCGGGCCGGGGCCGCGGGGGCAGGCGCGCCGGCCCGCCCCGCCCCCGGCCCGCGCGCGCGCCCGCACACACAGGUGGCAACAUCGGGGACUCGUUCCCCACCACAGAAGACUGGGACAACGAGGAGUGGUCAGGAUCUCUGUCAGACACCAAGGUAUAUGUGUUCACGCCGAGUUCGAGUGCUCAAAACCAGGCAAACGACACAGAACCUGUCGCCACACAGAUUAAUUCCACAGAGGACUGGGAGUCGGGUGUCGCGGCGGUGUCGGCGGUGUCGGGGGCGGGGGCGGGGGUGGCGGGGGUGUCGGGGGCGGGGGGGCCGGGGGCGGCCAGCAACGGUCCCGACGCACACAUCCCCUCCUACACCUACCACAACGCGCACCACCACCAUACACUCAUCGACCAGAUGGGCAGCGGCGGCAGCGCUUCGCCGGCGGCUGCGCCCGAGCCCGCACCGGAGCCCUACCUCGCCGCCGUCCACCACCAGCCGAUGGGCAUGUCUGGCAGUUUGUCGGCCGCACAGUCGCAGUAUUUAUCACAGUUAACCCAACAGUCACAAAGGCACGACAAUAAUGCGUACGGUGGGUUCGUAUACGGCGAGGCGGGACGGAAGCAACGGGCGAGGUUACCACCGCCAUCCAAGAUCCCGGUGUCUGCCGUGGAGAUGCCGGGCGGUGGGGAGGUGUUCCUGGACGUACAGUUCGGAGCGCUCGACAACGACGCCCUGGACCAACACCAGCACCAGCACCAACACCAACACCAGCACCAACACCAACAUCAACACCAGCACCAACACGCGCACGCCGCACAGGUGCAGCCGACGUCAGUAGCGGAGUCACAGUCUGUGAUAUCGAGCAGUCACGAGACGACGACGGAAAUACCUACCACAGUAUAUCCCAACACCAACAGUAUACUGAGCGAACUGCCAGCACCGGAGCCGGUGACCGCGCAGCCCGCGCCCGACACGGUCGUCUCCACAACCGCAGCGCUGGAGAAGCAGCUGACGGCGUCGAUGAAGCAGCUGUCGGUGGGACCCGCGGCGAGCGCGGCGCCCCCCGCCGCAGACACCGCGCCCCCCGCCGCCCCCGCCGCGCCCCCCGCCGCGCCCUCGCCCGCCACCUCGGCCGCGCACCACGCGCCGCACCACCACUCGUACUCGCACCACCGGCCCAAGGUACGUGCCCCCCCCGCCCCCCCGCCGCGCCCCCCGCCGCGCCCUCGCCCGCCACCUCGGCCGCGCACCACGCGCCGCACCACCACUCGUACUCGCACCACCGGCCCAAGGUACGUGCCCCCCCCCCCGCCCCCCCCGCCCCCCGCCGCGCCCCCCGCCGCGCCCUCGCCCGCCACCUCGGCCGCGCACCACGCGCCGCACCACCACUCGUACUCGCACCACCGGCCCAAGGUACGUGCCCCCCCCCCCCCCGCCGCGCCCCCCGCCGCGCCCUCGCCCGCCACCUCGGCCGCGCACCCCGCGCCGCACCACCACUCGUCCUCGCACCACCGGCCCAAGGUACGUGCCCCCCCCCCCCCCCCCCCCCCGCCGCGCCCCCCGCCGCGCCCUCGCCCGCCACCUCGGCCGCGCACCACGCGCCGCACCACCACUCGUACUCGCACCACCGGCCCAAGGUACGUGCCGCCGCCCCGCCGCCGACGCCGCGCCCUCGCCCGCCACCUCGGCCGCGCACCACGCGCCGCACCACCACUCGUACUCGCACCACCGGCCCAAGGUACGUGCCCCCCCGCCGCGCCCCCCGCCGCGCCCUCGCCCGCCACCUCGGCCGCGCACCACGCGCCGCACCACCACUCGUACUCGCACCACCGGCCCAAGGUACGUGCCCCCCCCGCCCCCCCGCCCCCCCGCCGCGCCCUCGCCCGCCACCUCGGCCGCGCACCACGCGCCGCACCACCACUCGUACUCGCACCACCGGCCCAAGGUACGUGCCCCCCCCGCCCCCCCGCCGCGCCCUCGCCCGCCACCUCGGCCGCGCACCACGCGCCGCACCACCACUCGUACUCGCACCACCGGCCCAAGGUACGUGCCCCCCCGCCCCCCCGCCCCCCCGCCGCGCCCUCGCCCGCCACCUCGGCCGCGCACCACGCGCCGCACCACCACUCGUACUCGCACCACCGGCCCAAGGUACGUGCCCCCCCCCCCCCCCCGCCGCGCCCUCGCCCGCCACCUCGGCCGCGCACCACGCGCCGCACCACCACUCGUACUCGCACCACCGGCCCAAGGUACGUGCCCCCCCCGCCCCCCCGCCCCCCCGCCGCGCCCCCCGCCGCGCCCUCGCCCGCCACCUCGGCCGCGCACCACGCGCCGCACCACCACUCGUACUCGCACCACCGGCCCAAGACGGCGAGCAGUGCGGGCGCGCAGUCGGGCGGUCCGCCGCUGUACCACGCGGUGUCGCACCACCCGCCCGUCUACGGCGGCGUGUACGCACAGCAGGUGAACUCAACGAAUGCGUCAUUGGCCGGCGCGUCACUAUCGGCCGGCUACCCGUCCAGCGUGGCGCUCACACAAUACCAGCCCAUCCUCAAUUCCUACCAGUCUGCGUCGGGCGGCGCGGCUGCGGGCGGAGGCGUGGCGGGUGUGAGCGCGGGCGUGGCGGGCGUGGCGGGCGUGGCGGGCGUGGCGGGCGUGGCGGGCGUGGGCGGCGCGUACGGCGGCAGCGCGCUGUACUCCGCGCCCUACGCCUACCAGCCGCCGCCCGCACAGCCCGCGCCCGCCGCCGCGCCCGCGCCCGCCCAGCCCGCCCAGCCCGCCGCCAAGCUGCAGCCCAAGGACGCGCAGUAUGACGGGCCAGUAGCGUCGAGUAAUAGUUUAUCAAGUACGUCAACGACUCAGACGUCAACAGCCAAAGUAGCAACCACCACAGCGCACGGAUCGACGAGCUCGAACUCCGCGAGUAGCGUGAGCGGAGUGAGCGGCGUGGGCGGUGUGAGCUCCGUGAGCGGUGUGAGCGGUGUGAGCGGCGUGAGCGGAGUGAGCGGAGUGAGCGGAGUGAGCGGAGUGAGCGGAGUGAGCGGAGUGAGCGGAGUGAGCGGAGUGAGCGGAGUGAGCGCGGGGUACGCGAGCGGCGCGCUGUACGGCGCGGGCGGCGCGCACGCGGCCGGGUACGCGUACGACGAGCAGCUGCUGCGCGGCACCACCACGCUACCACACCACAUGGGCGGGUACUACGAGGUGGGGUACGGGGUGAACGCGCGCGAGGGUAGCUUCGGUCUGGGAGCAGGAGAUCGGUUCGGACGGACGGACGCAGCCUCCCCGCAGCAAGUACCAGCCGCCCUGCCGCCCGGGUACGCCUACUUCUACCAGCCGCCGCCCACCACCUACCAGUACGGAGUCUACCCGUACGGCGGAGGGUCGAACGUGGGCGGCGUGGGCGGAGUGGGCGGCGUGGGCGGCGUGGGAGGCGUGGGCGGCGUGGGCGGCGCGGCCGGCAAGGUCUCCACCUACGCGCAGCAGCAGCCCCAGUACGACGCACAGGACUCCUACAAGACUGGCGGCGGCGGAGCAUAUGGCGGAGCGGGCAGCAAAGCGGGUGGCGCAGCCGAGUUAGCAUACGGCAAGCCUCAUGUAGCGCUCUCCAAAGUUAAUAGUUACGAGAAGGCAACGUUCCACAGCGGCACGCCGCCACCGUUCGGGGCCGGCUCGCACCUCUACAUCCCCGCGCCGCCGCACCACCACCACCACCACGCGCCGCACCAGAUGGAUGUGCGGGUGAACAGUAGUCAUAAUAGGCGGGAGAGCGGCGCGGGCGGCGGUCGUAACGCGUCGUCGAAGCCCCAGGCCAGCAAGCCUGCGUACUCGCAGUCCUACUGGACGCCCAACUAGCCGCUUGUUCGGUUAAAAGCAAGCAGUCGUUAGACACAUGUAUAUAGAUGGCGUGCGAACGCCCCCUCAACGUUCAGUCAAUUGUCGUGUCGUCCGGUCGUCCGGCCGUCCGGCCGUCCGGCCGCCGGACAGUCCGACCGUCCGUUACGUGCGUGCUCGCUACGCACCCGUAACGCCACCUUGAUGUCUUGCGUGUACCUAUUUUAAUGUAUAACUAAUGUAUAAUAAAAUGAAAAGGAAAUUGAAACGACAACUAUGUUAAUAUGUUUUUAUUUUAAAUUCAUAAGUGCGGGCGUCGGUGGCGGGCCGCGUCGAAAUCAUAGAGUAACAGAGAUUAAGUUUAGAACUUUAGAUAUGUAAUUGCAAUAUUAGGUUGUUUUUUUUGUACUAUUAUUUUAUUGUAUACAUAAGCUCGCGCCGGCGCCGUUCUCAUUCGUAACACCGUUAUAGGUUACAAUAAUUGUUUAAAAAUUAACUGUAGUGCUAUGUAUAUCUUAUCUCUAUAUAUAAAAUAUGUAUAUGUAAGUGUUUGGUGCGCUAUGCGCGCCGAAUUAUCUUGUAUUUAGUUGAUUUUUGUAAUUACAUAUUAUAAUUAAAAAUGUCAUAGGUAAUCGUAAUGUAACACUACCGUAAUUUAUAGACGAGGUCUUUUUUAUGUGAAAGAAUGCUGUUGUGUUGAACCCGCGGACAUUUGUAUGAGGGAAUAAAACAAUAUUGGAACUCG
Messenger RNA from Achroia grisella, 7097 nucleotides. It is a transcript of the gene lig, whose product is annotated as trithorax group protein osa-like. Bases 113 to 6373 code for a protein of 2086 amino acids. NCBI's taxonomy places the organism in Eukaryota, Metazoa, Arthropoda, Insecta, Lepidoptera, Pyralidae. Gene Ontology annotation, cellular component: nucleus; cytoplasm. The record is from RefSeq and is a predicted model, not a curated record. Gene Ontology annotation, molecular function: protein binding. The transcript has 32 exons.